Messenger RNA from Maniola jurtina (meadow brown), 484 nucleotides. RefSeq lists its product as uncharacterized. The transcript has a single exon. Lineage: Eukaryota; Metazoa; Arthropoda; Insecta; Lepidoptera; Nymphalidae. The coding region runs from base 58 to 432 and encodes 124 amino acids. The record is from RefSeq and is a predicted model, not a curated record.
CAGGUGUCUAGAAAAAUAUAUCAGUUAGUUUCAGAACUAAUAACAACCUGUACCAAAAUGUUCAAACUCGUAGUUUUGUCUGUUGUGCUCGCCGUGGCGGUAGCUGACCCCAGUGCCGUUUGGGGCACUGGCUUGGCUACUCCCUUGUCUGCUGGCUGGGGCGCACCCUGGAACGUUGGAGUCGCCACCCCCUGGGCUGCAUCGAUUGCCGCUCCUCUUGCUGCUCCAGUGGCUACAGUCUCUGUCGGUGGUCCCGCACACUGGAUUAAAAAGAGGUCGAUUGUAGCUGCUCCUUGGCCUGCCGCUCCCUUGGCCGCUACCCCCUUGACUUGGGGUCGCUCAUGGGUUGGCCCCGCAGCUCCUCUUGCCGUCGCUGCUCCCGUCGCUCCAUGGGGUUUAGGAGUCGGUGCUCGUGUAGGACACCUAUGGUGAAGUUCAACAGAAUAUAGUGUAGGAUCGUCAAAAUAAAUGAAAGAGCACCCUA